CAAUGUUUUCUAUUCAUUUUAUUGGCUUUAUCAGGUUCAGGAAAUGCUGCACAUUUGUACAGACCACUAUGACCAAGAGGAAACAAAGUCCAAGGACAAGAAGGAGAAAGAAAAGGAGAAGGAUAAAGACAAAGACAAGGAUAAGGACAAGGAUAAGGAUAAGACAGAAGAGAAGGAGGUUGACUUGUCUUCACAACAGGCUGUGGCUGUGCUUGGCAUUGCACUCAUAUCAAUGGGCGAGGAUAUUGGAGCCGAGAUGUCAUUCCGUCAGUUUGGCAAUUUACUGCGCUAUUGUGAGCCAGUGAUCAGACGAGCCGUUCCUCUAGCACUGGGUCUCAUUUCUGUGUCUAAUCCAAGACUAAAUAUCUUGGAUACACUGAGCAAAUUUUCCCAUGAUUCAGAUGCAGAUGUGGCACAUAAUGCCAUCUUUGCCAUGGGACUAGUUGGAGCAGGAACUAACAAUGCCAGGUAAUUAAGUUUUUUUUUUU
Messenger RNA from Procambarus clarkii (red swamp crayfish), 488 nucleotides. NCBI's taxonomy places the organism in Eukaryota, Metazoa, Arthropoda, Malacostraca, Decapoda, Cambaridae. The record is from RefSeq and is a predicted model, not a curated record.